AUGGCCAGCCCAAAUGCUACUCAGGAUGGCUAUCCUGAGUCCCAACCACCGACUGUCGCCGCCUUUUCUCCCUCUACUAUCUCCGGCGCUGCCCUCACCUCGCGGCAACGCUCAAGCGUCAUCGUGCAUCGCAAAUCCCCUCUACUGGUGGCUACGCCGCCGCCCAUCACCAGGGCACUCGCCUACUCACAUCCGUUCCUAUUACCGUUGAACUCGCUGGUGGGUUUGUUGACAUGGACAACGGGGGAUGCCUGGCAGAGCUUUUUGCUCGUGGCCACCUUUUGGGUGGUCGUGUUGUACAGUGAUAUCAUUAUCCUCUACACGGGCCCCAUAAUGGUUGUGAUAGGAUUAAUAUUGGGAAUGUAUGGGCGGCGAUAUUCACCUUUAUCGUCCUCUGCUUCGACGGGGAGUAAGCAUCUGCGAAAGGCAUCUGCAGACUCUGCUCGUCAACAGAAAAGCCUCGACGACAUCGUCGAUACCCUUCGAACCUUCACAACUCGGUGCAACAUGCUCCUCGGCCCAUUAAUCGAGUUGACCGAUUUUCUUUCCACACAGCGAACAGCAACAUCAGCGACUACCCGCCCUGCUCUAACAGCUUUGUUUCUUCGUAUCAUCCUCAUCACCCCGGUCUGGAUUAUUAUGACCCUGCCUCCCUUCUACCUGAUCACUACCCGACGAAUUAUCAUGAUCGCGGGAACUAUUAUCCUCACAUACCAUUCUCGACCUGCGCGUGUUUCACGCGUGAUAUUAUGGCGCUCUCGCGCUGUCCGCCGUCUUGUUUCGAUGGUGACCGGCCUGUCGGUCUCAGAAGGCCCGAAUAGCUCUCAGAAGGCCCAGGCACAAGGCGUGGGAUUGAACAUUGCAACCAAACGCCGCGGAGACGACGGAGUGCGGUUUACUUUCGUUGUUUACGAGAAUCAACGGCGCUGGCUGGGUAUCGGCUGGACAUACUCUCUGUUCCCCUCCGAACGAAGUGCCUGGACUGAUGAGCACUUGGACCCCGUCCCCUCGAAAGAUUCCUUCGAAUUGCCCGAUGUACGAACUGGGGAUGCGAAAUGGCGGUGGGUCGAAGGAUCCGAAUGGCGUGUUGAAGGGGCUGAGACCGCAGCUGGCGGCAAGUCUCCUUCCGAGGGGUGGAUCUACUAUGAUAACAAGUGGAAUGAUGGUCGCCGUGGUCAAGAUGGUUGGGAUCGAUACACACGCCGCCGCAAAUGGUUCCGUGAUGCGGAGUUAGUCGAAGUAGACGGCACGAGCACUUCAAAAGAGACGUACCCACUAGCCUCUCUCUCUCAAUCAGUUCCACUGAAAGCCCGCCGACGACGUUGGUUCAGCACAAAUAAGGAGAAAGAUCCUUUCGGCAGCGACGGAUCUUCUCCCGACGCCGGCCGCUCUACUGGUGCUAAUGCUACCGAUGGGGCAGAAGAUGUCCGGACUCCAUCGCGCCCCAUCAGUUCCCGCAAGGCCUCGUCACAUGGUCGGGAAGGUAGUGAUAGCUCUAGCUUUCGCGAGAAGGAAAUGGCUGCUACUCAAGACCAUCUUGAUAAGUGGGGGACUCGAGCGAUGGGGGGUACGGAAAGGGCAGAGCGUGAAUUCGGGCUGAGUGAUGAGGUGAAUAUGGGGCUCAGCUAA
Messenger RNA from Penicillium chermesinum, 1629 nucleotides. RefSeq names its product PEX28-32 family peroxisomal membrane protein. The transcript is spliced from 3 exons. The record is from RefSeq and is a predicted model, not a curated record. Gene Ontology annotation, cellular component: peroxisomal membrane. Gene Ontology annotation, biological process: peroxisome organization. Bases 1 to 1629 code for a protein of 542 amino acids. Lineage: Eukaryota; Fungi; Ascomycota; Eurotiomycetes; Eurotiales; Aspergillaceae.